AGUGACACACAUUAGCAUCAUCACACAGGAGAAGAAGAAGAGAAGAAGAACGAGGAAAGAAGAGGAAGAAGAAGAAGUGACAGGACAGGAAAAAGUGCUGAUGGUAGAAGUGUGAUGGUGCACCCUGCAGGACCUGAGAGUCACUCCCCAUCUCUACCUCGUUUCCUUCUUCCUCUCUGCCCUGUCUCCUUAUCCAUUCACUGACCCUGUCCCCUCCUCCUUCACCCUCCUCUCCCUCGCUCACAUGCAGUCGCUCGCUCUCUCUCUGCACAGUCAGACCAGGGAGAGGAUCGCGCCUGGGUUGCAGCUCCUUCUCUCUCUCUCUAGCGCUCAUCCCUCUGGUCUCUCUCCGGCUCUUCUGAUUGUCAUUCUGCAGCUGAUACCCCCCGUUAGAAAAUUCCCCGAGCUCAGCAUCAGAGGCAGGACACAGAAGAAGACAAGACCAGUGAGGGAAUAAAUUGGGGAUCCCUCAAAGAACUGAGGAGUCUUUGUUCUUUUCCUGCUUUUGAUGAUUGACCUGCUCCACUGCCUCUUUUACGCAGAAAGACUUAAAAUGGAAGACUUGAUGUGAGAAGAAGAAGAAGAAGAAGAAGAAAAAAAAAACAAAACUGUCCGACAGCUUUUGCAGCAACAAAGUGAUGCAGAGACAGAGCACUUUUAAGAAGAUCUAAGCCUAUCCUGGAGAAAACAACUUCAACUUAAACAGGGGAACCUUACUAAAGUCUUUACAUAGACAUAGAGAAGAAAUCCACGCUUUUUGAGACUUCGGGAUUCCCUUCCACUUUCUACUUCCACUCCUCCUCUAUCCCACCUGUAUUUCUCCUCAGCAUCUCGGGCUCAGUUCCCUCACCUGACGUUCAGACAUGCAGGUGUCCAUCGCCUGUACGGACCACAACCUGAAGAGGGGGAAUGGGGACCACAGCAAGCAGAGUGCCACCAGCCCCAAUGUGGUCAACCAGGCCAGGGCCAAGUUCCGCACCGUGGCCAUCAUCGCCCGCAGCUUCGGCUCAUUCACUCCACGCCACAUCUCACUCAAGGAGUCCACUGGGAAACACACAGGCAUGAAAUAUAGGAACCUCGGAAAGUCAGGACUCAGAGUAUCUUGCUUAGGACUGGGAACAUGGGUGACGUUUGGUGGACAGAUAACCGAUGAGGUUGCGGAGCAGCUAAUGACGAUCGCCUACGAGAGUGGAGUCAACCUGUUCGACACAGCUGAGGUCUACGCCGGUGGCAGGGCUGAAAUCAUUCUAGGAAACAUUAUCAAGAAGAAGUGCUGGAGGCGAUCCAGCCUUGUCAUUACAACCAAACUCUACUGGGGAGGAAAAGCAGAGACAGAGAGAGGCCUGUCAAGGAAACACAUUAUUGAAGGCUUAAAGGGCUCUCUACAGCGGAUGCAGAUGGAGUACGUAGAUGUGGUUUUCGCCAACCGCCCGGACAGCAAUACUCCCAUGGAGGAAAUUGUUCGAGCCAUGACCUAUGUGAUCAACCAGGGUAUGGCAAUGUACUGGGGGACGUCACGGUGGACGGCCAUGGAAAUCAUGGAAGCAUACUCGGUGGCAAGACAGUUUAAUCUGAUCCCUCCGGUGUGUGAGCAGGCAGAGUAUCAUCUCUUCCAGAGGGAGAAAGUAGAAGUGCAAUUGCCUGAACUUUACCAUAAGAUAGGAGUUGGAGCGAUGACGUGGUCACCGCUGGCGUGCGGCAUCAUCACAGGAAAAUAUGAAAAUGGCAUACCUGAAUCAUCCAGGGCCUCAAUGAAGUCGUACCAAUGGCUGAAGGAGAAAAUAGUGAGUGAAGAUGGAAGGAAGCAGCAGGCCAAGCUGAAAGAACUCAACCACAUCGCAGAGAAGCUGGGCUGCACCCUGCCUCAACUGGCUGUGGCAUGGUGUUUACGAAACGAAGGGGUGAGCUCAGUCCUCCUGGGAACAUCCAAUCCAGAGCAGCUCACAGAGAACCUGGGGGCCAUACAGGUCCUUCCUAAGAUGACCUCUCACAUCGUGUCUGAAAUUGACCACAUCCUGGGUAACAGACCGUACAGUAAGAAGGACUACCGUUCUUAGACCAGGCUGGUGGACUGUCCUGAGGUCAGCUGUACCUACCUACUUACCACACUGCUACCAUGGACCCACCGUUCAAUGUUCAAGUCCAUGGUUCUCUCUUUGGGCCCCACACAGCUCCAGCUCCAGCCCACUUCAGCCUGGAACAGAUAGCCUUGCUAAACCCUAAAUCGCAUAACCUCGUCUGUUUGAGACGUGUCCCGCUCAGAUCAGCUCUACCAGGUUCAUCUCAGGUCCAGACCAGCUCAGCCAAGAAGCGCUUAACAAACGCAGCUUUUUUCAGCCAGCUUAAUCUGAGUCUCACUACACUGUUAAGCACCCGUCCAUUCAGAUAACUAUGCACAGCUUAGCCUACCCAGCAUUCAGAUCCUGUGCCAUGCUGACACCAUGUGGAGACCACCAUGCAUCUGUGUAGUUUAUCUCCAUUCAGGGGCCUCAUCUGUGUAUGAAAUUAACAAAAAUGAGCAUCAGUUAAUUGACUCUACAUAUUUCCUGCUAUUCUAAUGUCCCAGCCACAACCACAAACAAUUUCUUUGAGCACAAAAUCCAUAAUGAGCAUAUCCAUGAAACUGACUGUAAAACAUCUGUUCAAGCACCUUAGACUCAUAAAUCAGAGGUUCCUCAGGAAAGUGGACAUGACGAUGCCUCAGUUCCAUAAACACCUUGAGUUGGUCAGUCAGUGCUUUGAUUCGUUUCCUAUGCAGAUAUAAAAAAAAAAAGAAUCUUGGGUAUGUUUUGGCAUUUACCA
Molecule: messenger RNA, 2802 nt
Organism: Sphaeramia orbicularis (orbiculate cardinalfish)
Lineage: Eukaryota; Metazoa; Chordata; Actinopteri; Kurtiformes; Apogonidae
Gene: kcnab1a
Product: potassium voltage-gated channel subfamily A regulatory beta subunit 1a
Exons: 14
Coding region: 864-2057 (397 amino acids)
Biological process (GO): regulation of potassium ion transmembrane transport; potassium ion transport; transmembrane transport
Cellular component (GO): membrane; voltage-gated potassium channel complex; cytoplasm
Molecular function (GO): transmembrane transporter binding; potassium channel regulator activity; voltage-gated potassium channel activity
Source: RefSeq, a predicted model, not a curated record